This is a messenger RNA of Oldenlandia corymbosa var. corymbosa, 8445 nucleotides long. Lineage: Eukaryota; Viridiplantae; Streptophyta; Magnoliopsida; Gentianales; Rubiaceae. The record is from the annotation of a GenBank genome assembly.
CUUUAUUUAUUUUUUGUUUUUUAAUUACCCCCGUUUCCUUUUCACUUUUGCUAUGUGAACACACACACACACACACACAGUGACGCAGUGAGACUGUGAGAGAAUAAGAGGAAAAAAUGUGUGCGAAUGGGGGAAAAAAUGAAUGAAUGUUUGUAGGGUUUUGUAAUAAAAAUUGUGAGUCUUGGACAAGAAAUGAAGCUGACUCUGACUCUACUCUCCUAAUUUUGACUCAAAGACUCUGUCUUUUUCACUUCUUUUUUCCCACUUUUUUUUUUUUUUUCUUGCUUCAAUUCCGUGAACCUAACCUGGGGAUAAACCCUAGACCACUUUCCAUUUCUUGAAUUAGGCUGUGUUAACUGCCCGGAGUAUUCUGCUGUUGGGAUUUCCCUCAACAAUGCUCAAUUUUAUGUCCAUGCCAGCUUCACUUCACUGAAUUCAGGGAGGAAAAAAGGUAGUUGUGGGGAUGGAGAGGCAUGAUGAGUUGAUGCUGGCGUGCGUGCUUUCGGGUACGCUUUUCUCUGUUUUGGGCUCAGCUUCUUUCGCCAUACUCUGGGCAGUGAACUGGCGCCCAUGGCGCAUAUAUAGUUGGAUCUUCGCCCGAAAAUGGCCAGGAUUCUUACAAGGACCGCAUCUAGGAGUAUUAUGCAGCUUUCUGUCUUCUGCUGCUUGGAUAAUUGUCAUUUCUCCAGUUACAGUGCUAAUCUUAUGGGGAUGCUGGUUAAUUUUGAUACUUGGUCGGGACAUAAUUGGUUUAGCUGUCAUUAUGGCGGGUAUUGCUCUUCUUUUGGCAUUUUAUUCCAUAAUGCUUUGGUGGAGAACUCAAUGGCAAAGCUCAAGGGCAGUUGCAGUUCUGCUUCUCCUAGCUGUUGGUUUGCUAUGUGCAUACGAACUAUGUGCAGUGUAUGUUACGGCAGGUGCUAGAGCAUCCGAGCGCUAUUCACCUUCUGGAUUUUUCUUUGGUGUUUCAGCCAUUGCUCUGGCCAUUAACAUGCUUUUCAUUUGUAGAAUGGUUUUUAAUGGCAAUGGCUUGGAUGUUGAUGAAUAUGUGAGGAAGGCUUAUAAAUUUGCUUACUCUGAUUGUAUCGAAGUGGGCCCAGUUUCAUGCUUGCAGGAACCACCAAACCCGAAUGAGUUGUAUCCUCGACAAUCUAGUAGGGCCUCACAUCUUGGGCUGCUCUAUGUUGGCUCACUUGUCGUUCUUUUUGUAUAUUCUCUAUUGUAUGGUUUGACGGCUAAAGAGUCACACUGGCUUGGGGCUAUUACAUCUGCAGCUGUCAUCAUUCUCGAUUGGAACAUGGGAGCAUGUUUGUAUGGCUUUCGGCUUCUUAAAAGUCGGGUUGCAGUGCUUUUUGUUGCUGGAGCUUCUCGGGUCUUCCUGAUCUGCUUUGGAGUCCAUUACUGGUAUCUAGGACAUUGUGUGAGCUAUGCGGUUGUAGCUUCUGUUCUUCUGGGUGCUGCUGUUUCGCGGCAUUUUUCAGUAACAAAUCCUUUUGCAGCAAGAAGGGAUGCAUUGCAGAGCACUGUAAUUCGUCUAAGAGAAGGUUUCCGGAAAAAAGAGCAAAACAGUUCGUCCAGCUCUUCUGAUGCGUGUGGUUCAAGUAUCAAACGCAGUAGUAGUGCUGAUGCUGGUAACCUUGGGCACGGUGCAGCUCCUUGCGUCGGUGAUCCUAGUAAUUGGAAUAAUGUUGAGGGGAAUAAUAGUGAUAAAAGCAUAGAAAGUGGGCGGCCAAGUAUAGCAUUACACAGUAGUUCUUGCCGGUCAGCUGUUCAAGAACCUGAAGUAGGACUCCUCAAUGCCGAUAAAAACGUUGACUACAUUAAUUGUUUGGUAGCUUGUUCUAGUAGUGGCCUUGAAAGUCAGGGUUGUGAGUCUAGCACAUCAGUGUCUGCAAAUCAUCAGCAAGCUCUUGAGUUGAAUUUGGAUCUAUCUUUCCAGGAGAAGUUGAAUGAUCCAAGACUUGCAUCUAUGUUAAAAAGGAGAGCAGGACUCAGAGAACAAGAAAUCUCUAAUUUAUUGCAAAAUAAAGGAUUGGACCCUAAUUUUGCUAUGAUGCUGAAGGAUAAUGGGCUAGACCCAAGAAUCCUUGCUUUGCUUCAGAGAAGUAGCUUGGAUGCAGAUAGAGAUCAUCGUGACAACACAGAAGUGAGAAUUAAUGAUUCAAACAGUGUAAUUGGCAAUGUGCUGCUGCCUAAUCAAAUAUCAUUCUCAGAGGAACUCAGACGGAGAGGACUCGGAAAGUGGCUUCAUUUUUGUAGAAUAGUUUUGCACCACAUAGCCGGUACCCCGCAGCGAGCAUGGUUGCUGUUUAGUUUGGUGUUUAUCCUUGAAACUGUCAUUGUCGCUGUCUACCGGCCAAAACCAAUUAGUCUUAUAAAUGCUAGCCAUCAGCAGUUUGAGUUUGGCUGUGCGGUGCUCCUUUUGUCACCUGUUGUUUGCUCAAUCAUGGCGUUCCUUCGAUCUCUUCAAGCUGAAGAUUUGGUCAUGACUUCAAAACCUCGCAAGUACGGUUUCAUUGCUUGGAUGCUGAGUACUUGUGUGGGUUUGCUGCUUUCGUUCUUGAGCAAAUCAUCACUUCUUCUUGGACUGUCUUUGACUGUGCCUCUGAUGGUAGCAUGCCUCUCUGUCGCCAUUCCUAUAUGGGUUCGCAAUGGUUACCAGUUUUGGGUCUCAAGAAUUGAGAAUGUGGUUCCUGCUGGUCACCAUCACAUCCUGGGAAUGAAGGAGGGAGUUGUUCUUUGCAUCUGCAUUGUCUUAUUUUGUGGAUCGGUAUUAGCCCUUGGUGCUAUAGUUUCAGCAAAGCCUUUGGAUGUCUUAGGCUAUAAGCUGUUGUCUGGUGGACAAAACAGAGUUACGUCUCCUUAUGCUUCAUCUGUGUACCUGGGGUGGGCCAUGGCUUCUGCUAUUGCUCUAGUGGUCACUGGAUCACUUCCAAUAGUUUCUUGGUUUGCAACUUAUCGAUUUUCUCUAUCAUCAGCUAUCUGUGUUGGUAUCUUUGCUGCUGUCCUUGUUGUGUUUUGUGGUGCAUCCUAUCUGGAGGUUGUGAGUUCUCGGGAUGAUGGGGUUCCGACGAAGGCUGAUUUUCUUGCCGCUUUACUUCCGUUAAUUUGCAUUCCAGCUCUCUUAUCACUUUGUUCUGGGUUGCUUAAAUGGAAAGACGACAACUGGAAACUUACACGAGGUGCUUACACAUUCAUCUUCAUUGGGCUGCUUCUGUUACUCAGUGCAAUUUCGGCCAUUAUUGUUAUAAUUAAACCGUGGACGAUUGGGGCGUCGUUUCUCUUGGUUCUUCUUCUGAUUGUGUUGGCAAUUGGUGUCAUUCACUACUGGGCCACAAACAAUUUCUACCUGACUCGCAUUCAGAUGUUAUUUGUAUGUUUCCUUGCCUUCCUUUUGGCCUUGGCUGCAUUUCUUGUUGGAUGGUUUCGAGGGAAAGCUUUUGUUGGUGCCUCGGUUGGUUACUUCUCAUUUCUUUUCCUUUUGGCUGGAAGGGCAUUAACUGUGCUUCUUUCACCUCCUAUAGUGGUGUAUUCCCCUAGGGUUCUGCCCGUGUACGUUUAUGAUGCUCAUGCUGAUUGUGGAAAGAAUGUUAGUGGGGCAUUUCUUCUGCUUUAUGGAAUUGCACUUGCUAUCGAGGGCUGGGGCGUUGUUGCCAGCUUAAAGAUCCAUCCUCCCUUUGCUGGUGCUGCAGUAUCUGCUAUUACUCUUGUCGUGUCUUUUGGAUUUGCUGUUUCUCGACCCUGCCUAACUCUCGAGAUGGUGGAAGAUGCUGUCCAGUUUCUCAGUAAGGAAACUGUAGUUCAGGCAAUCGGACGUUCUGCUACCAAGACAAGGAACGCACUAUCUGGUACUUACUCUGCUCCACAGAGAUCGGCGAGUUCAGCUGCCCUUUUGGUUGGGGAUCCCACUGCAACACGGGAUAGGGCUGGGAAUUUUGUGCUCCCUAGGGCUGAUGUCAUGAAAUUAAGAGAUCGUCUCAGAAAUGAAGAGCUAGUUGCUGGAUCAUUCUUCGGUAGGCUAAGAAGCAGGAGGAUGCUGAGGCAUGACUCAGCCGGUGACAUCGGACACAGAAGAGAAAUGUGUGCUCAUGCCCGAAUUCUAGCUCUGGAGGAGGCAAUUGAUACGGAAUGGGUGUAUAUGUGGGACAAGUUCGGUGGCUAUCUACUUCUUCUGCUUGGUUUGACUGCUAAGGCUGAGCGAGUGCAGGAUGAGGUUCGUUUGAGACUUUUCCUCGAUAGUAUUGGUUUUUCAGAUUUAACUGCAAAGAAAAUCAAGAAAUGGCUGCCAGAAGAUCGUAGGCAAUUUGAGAUAAUACAGGAGAGUUAUAUAAGAGAAAAGGAGAUGGAAGAGGAAAUCUUAAUGCAGAGGCGUGAAGAGGAAGGUAGGGGUAAAGAAAGGAGGAAGGUUCUUCUGGAAAAGGAAGAACGGAAGUGGAAGGAGAUAGAGGCUAGUCUUAUGUCCUCAAUUCCAAACGCCGGUAGCAGGGAGGCAGCAGCCAUGGCAGUUGCUGUGCGUGCAGUUGGGGGUGAUUCUGUUCUGGAUGAUUCUUUUGCUCGCGAGAGAGUGGCAAAUAUUGCGCGUCGCAUACGAGCUGCGCAGUUAUCUCGACGAGCACUUCAGACAAAACUUGAUGGUGCUGUUUGUGUUCUUGAUGACGAACCCACAAGUAGCGGCAGACACUGUGGUGUGAUUGAUUCUAGCAUUUGUCAAAGCCGAAAAGUUACCUUUUCUCUUACUGUGAUGAUCCAGCCUGAGUCGGGGCCAAUUUGCCUUUUUGGAACUGAAUUUCAGAAGCAAUUGUGCUGGGAAAUUCUCGUGGCUGGUUCUGAACAAGGCAUUGAAGCUGGUCAAGUAGGGCUUAGAUUGAUUACAAAAGGUGAUAGACAAACCACCAUGGCUCGAGAGUGGAACAUUGGUGCUGCAAGUAUUGCAGAUGGGAGGUGGCAUAUUGUUACGGUCACGAUUGAUGCUGAUAUAGGCGAGGUGAGUUGCUAUCUAAAUGGUAAUUUUGAUGGCUACCAAACGGGGUUACCACUCUCUGUAGGAAGCAGCAUAUGGGAGGAAGGAACAGAAAUUUGGGUAGGCAUUAGACCACCUGUUGAUUUGGAUGCUUUUGGGAGGUCAGAUAGUGAAGGAGCUGAGUCCAAAAUGCAUAUAAUGGAUGUUUUCCUUUGGGGAAGAUGCUUGACUGAAGAUGAGAUUGCUUCCCUGCCUACUGCCAUGGGUUCUGCUGAUUACAAUGCAGUUGAUCUCCCGGAUGAUAAUUGGCAUUGGGGCGAUUCUCCUUCUAGGGUUGAUGAUUGGGACAGUGAUCCUGCAGACGUGGAUCUUUAUGACAGGGAUGAUGUAGAUUGGGAUGGCCAAUACUCAAGUGGCAGGAAGAGGAGAUCUGAUCGGGAAGGGUUUGUUGUGGACGUUGACUCCUUUACUCGGAGAUUGAGGAAACAUCGGACCGAGACACAGGAAGAAAUCAACCAGCGGAUGCUUUCGGUUGAACAAGCUGUCAAAGAAUCUCUCUUGGCCAGAGGAGAUACUCAUUUUACAGAUCAAGAGUUCCCUCCCAACAACCGCUCCUUGUUUGUUGAUCCUGAUAAUCCCCCUUCGAAGUUGCAGGUUGUCUCUAAUUGGAUGAGGCCCAGAGAAAUUGUAAGGGAGAAGCACCUGGAUUGUCAACCGUGCUUGUUUUCAGGAACUGCAAAUCCAUCAGAUGUUUGCCAGGGCCGAUUGGGUGAUUGUUGGUUUUUGAGUGCUGUUGCUGUCUUGGCGGAGGUAUCACAUGUAUCGAAAGUUAUAAUCACGCCAGAGUACAAUGAGGAAGGGGUCUAUACAGUUCGCUUCUGUAUACAGGGUGAAUGGGUUCCAGUUGUGGUUGAUGACUGGAUUCCGUGUGAAUCACCUGGUAAGCCUGCAUUUGCUACGAGCAAGAAGCUGAAUGAAUUAUGGGUCUCUAUAUUGGAAAAGGCGUAUGCAAAGCUUCAUGGGUCAUAUGAAGCAUUAGAAGGAGGGCUUGUUCAGGAUGCACUCGUGGAUCUUACUGGAGGUGCGGGUGAGGAGAUUGACAUGAGAAGUGCCGAAGCGCAGAUUGAUCUUGCAAGUGGAAGGUUGUGGUCUCAGUUAUUACGCUUUAAACAAGAGGGCUUCUUGUUAGGCGCAGGUAGCCCUUCUGGUUCAGAUGUUCACAUUUCAUCGAGUGGGAUUGUUCAAGGACACGCGUAUUCAAUAUUGCAGGUCAGAGAAGUGGAUGGCCACAAGCUUGUUCAGAUCCGAAAUCCUUGGGCAAGUGAGGUCGAAUGGAAUGGACCGUGGUCUGAUUCGUCACCAGAAUGGACUGAUAGGAUAAAACACAAGCUCAAACAUGUUCCCCAGGCAAAAGAUGGUAUAUUCUGGAUGUCUUGGCAAGACUUCCAGAUACACUUUAGAUCAAUAUAUGUUUGUCGUGUUUAUCCCCCAGAAAUGCGGUAUUCGGUCCAUGGUCAGUGGCGAGGAUAUACUGCUGGUGGCUGUCAGGAUUAUGACACGUGGCACCAAAACCCACAGUUCCGUUUAAGGGCUACUGGGCCUGAUGCAUCGUUUCCCAUACAUGUUUUCAUUACCUUAACUCAGGGCGUGAGCUUCUCAAGAACGACCGCAGGCUUCAGGAAUUACCAGUCUAGCCAUGACUCUAUGAUGUUCUAUAUUGGGAUGAGGAUCCUGAAGACACGUGGACGUCGUGCUGCUUAUAAUAUAUACUUGCAUGAAUCAGUUGGUGGCACAGAUUAUGUAAAUUCUCGGGAAAUAUCUUGUGAGAUGGUUCUUGAUCCCGAUCCUAAAGGUUACACUAUAGUCCCAACAACCAUACACCCAGGAGAAGAGGCGCCUUUUGUACUUUCGGUGUUUACAAAAGCUUCAGUAGUUCUUGAACCCUUAUAGCAUCACAUGUUGAGGGCUUGUAUGUGGUUCCUUUUUCCUUCCCUGAUAUCCCCUUUUAGAAAGAUUGGACUCCGGGUUUGUGCCUGUUGAUCAUCCCAGCUGGAAGGAGCAAUUCCAACUCGAGGUAGAUGACACGGUAAUUUUCUCUUUCUCAAAAACUUAUUCGAUACCAUAUUUUUGGAUUGUAAGCUUCUUUGUCAUCUUUUGCUCUUAGAUACUAGGAGUGUUAGGCAAAAAAAUAAAAAAAUAAAAAAUUAGGAGUUAAGAUGGAAGUAAAAAGUAUGGGAUAAAUCACGCCAUUAUUUUCUCAGCUUCUAGCUUUGGAUCACUUUGGUCAGUCGUCUUCUAAAUGUUCAACUGUAAUCCAACAGUUGCAGAUGGUUAUAAGAGUUGAAACUAUAGACGUUGCAACUAGCCAUUUUCGAGCAACCUUUGCUGUUUGAAAAUUUUAUUCAUUUUGAUCGCACAUGUUUAAUCUGGUGGAAAAUGAUUUUGACCAUUGCUUCGAAUAAAACCAAUUGAAUCAAAUUAUUGAAUGGGAGGGAUGGACAGGACUAAAUUGAAAUUCAGAAGAUGGAGGACCAAAACAGAAUUUUAAAGCCGAGGUUGAGGGCUCAAUUGCAUAUGCUGAAUUGAAAGAUGUGGGGAGGACUUAGUUGUUGUUACUGAGGGUUUUGUUUGCUCUUGUUUUGUUUGUUCUAGAUGUAUCUGCUGAAGUGUUUUGUGAUUAGGGAUUGCAGCUGGAUAAGAGUGGCUGUGCGAGGUGGUGAUGAUGGCAUCCUGGUGGGUUUUUGUCCUGGCUGGGGAUGUGGCUUUUGUGGAUUAAUCCUUAUGCCGUGUUGCAAGGUUCAAACUUGAUCUGGCAACUGGUAAAAUGGAGGGAGGGGUUCUUGAGGAGGGAUCAGAAAGGAAAAUGUAAAUGAGUAGCCUGUUGUAGGGAUAUGAAUAUAUAUAGAAUCUAAUCAUGUACAUUUGGAGUAGGGAAGGGGUUUUAACUUUUAACAUAUAGGAAAGCUAUUAGGUUAGAUUGCUGUUUGAAAAUGUAAUUUUAAUUUGCUGAAAAUAGGAGCUAAUUUGGGUGGGUGGUGUUUUUUUUUUUUUGUGUGUGUGUGUUUUUGGGAGGGGUGGGGACCACAGUUUUGGAACCGGGAGUUGAUUUGAUAGGUGAAAAGAGAAUUGUAAAUAUGUUAAAACCACUCUUGACUAUAUUAUGCAAUGGUGUUAUGAUUCUUUUCAUCGUUCUCUUGUUAUGGUGGUUUCCUUGUACAAAGCGGGGUUUCCUUGUGGAUAUGGAGGUAUUGUAGACAGUCUGCUUAAUAAUUUCUUCAUUCAGCUGUCAUCUGCUUCUUCUCAUUUAAAUUGAAUGUGAAUAUUUGGUGGGCUUCCAUCCAAUUUCUCUGAAUUUUUUUUACAUUUCAUGCAUCCGUGGGAUGCAAGGAACAUUAUUCGCAGCAUACAUACUCUUUUUUUGGCAAUUCUUUCAAUUCUCCUCCGGAAUCAUUUGGCUACUUCUCACCAAGAUUCCAGUUCUUCCCAUA